Caenorhabditis remanei is the source of this 516-nucleotide messenger RNA. RefSeq lists its product as uncharacterized. The transcript has 4 exons. Lineage: Eukaryota; Metazoa; Nematoda; Chromadorea; Rhabditida; Rhabditidae. Bases 1 to 516 code for a protein of 171 amino acids. The record is from RefSeq and is a predicted model, not a curated record.
AUGCCCAUAUUUUCAAAAUCCAUAUAUAUGUAUAUUUCAGUUAAUGUGGAGUCCACUCCAUGCACUUUUGUCACUAAUGGACAACAAAUCACCUAUGGUGUCCGUGGGAACACAAUUCACUUUCGUGUUGUCUUGACUGGAAUCCCACCUACUGGAUCUGGAUGGACUGCUAUUGGAUUUGGAAACAGUAUGUUCUCUGGUCUUGACGUGAUUGUGGUUCGUGUUCUCAAUGGAAGAGUUAUUGUGACCGAUGAGUUUGUCCGUGGAUUCCAGUCUCCUGUGCCUGAUAGACAAAACAAUGUCCAAGUGUAUGGACUGCGUUAUGAAAAUGGUGUAGUGGUGGCUUCAUUCUCCAGAUCUGUGUUCUCAAAUGAACAAAUGGAUGCUAACCUCUCUGGAUGCUCACCAUGGAAGUUCUCGGUCGGAUUGAACCGCAUGAGUCCACAAGGUCACCUCUUCCAUCAUUCCCAAACACCAGUCCAUCGCGUCGUGUGCAUCAAUCAAUGCACCGUCUAA